Molecule: messenger RNA, 1268 nt
Organism: Psammomys obesus (fat sand rat)
Lineage: Eukaryota; Metazoa; Chordata; Mammalia; Rodentia; Muridae
Product: cysteine-rich secretory protein 2-like
Exons: 9
Coding region: 160-891 (243 amino acids)
Cellular component (GO): extracellular region
Source: RefSeq, a predicted model, not a curated record
GCAAGUGUCCCUGCUGGCUCUUUCCUGACAGCAUGAAGAUUUGUGCUGUGGAGUCAGGGACAAGGAAAGCUAACACCAUGACCCUGACACUUUAGGAAAAAACAAACAAAUAUGUCAUCCAGAUCAUAAAACAUCAGAAGAAAGGACAAGCUUCCAGCCAUGGCUUGGUUCCAGCUGAUGCUGCUUCUCUUUGCUCUGCUGCUGCAGUCGAUGCCCAUAGAAGGAAAGGAUCCCGAGUUUACGUCUUUGACAACUAACCAUCCAUACAUUCAAAGUGAGAUUGUAAGUAAACACAAUGAACUGAGGAAAGCAGUUAAACCUUCUGCCAAAAACAUGCUAAAAAUGGAAUGGAGUGUAGCAGCAACAACAAAUGCUCAAAAAUGGGCUAAUAAUUGUAUUUUAGAGCACAGUAAACCAGAAGACCGGAAAAUCAAUGUAGGAUGUGGUGAGAAUCUCUUUAUGACAAGUGAUCCUACUUUGUGGUCAGUCGUAAUUCAAAGCUGGUUCGAUGAAAGUAAAUCUUUUAUUUACGGUACAGGAGCUAAAGGUAACGCAGCUGUUGGACAUUACACUCAGCUUGUUUGGUAUUCAUCUUUCAAAGUUGGAUGUGGAGUUGCUUUCUGUCCCAACCAAGAAAUGUUAAAGUACUUCUAUGUUUGCCAUUACUGUCCUGCGGGUAACAACGUGAUGAAAAAGGCCACCCCUUACAUACAAGGGGAACCUUGUGCUAGUUGUCCCAAUAACUGUGAAAAUGGACUAUGCACCAAUAACUGUAAUUUUGAAGAUGUACUUAGUAACUGUGAAUCCUUGAAGGCUUCAGCGGGCUGCGAUCAUCAGCUGCUCAAGGAAAAGUGCCAGGCUACUUGCCUGUGUGAAGACAAAAUUCAUUAACAUGUCCAGUGUGCAGCAUGAAGGACUACAUGAGAAGGGGAUUCAGACUUAGCUAAGACAUGAUGGGGAAACAUAGUAGUGACAAGCCGGAUCCCAAAUGACAAGACUUCUUUUCCUCCUGGAUUUAUACAGAAAUCUUUUCCAUGCAGCCAUUAAAAAAAGUGUUGUUUAGGAUGGCAGCUUUGGAUUUUGACCAACUUUGUUGCUUUAAAUGUAGCGAAUUGAAUCAAGUGGAGAAUUUUGAAAGUUGUACCAAAGCAGGUUGUUCACCCGUAGAACUCACCUAGAAAAAGAGACUGAGGACGGUUUGUGCCCUGAAACAAUUGCAGCAGAAGAGUUACUGGUAGCAACAUCACCAUCAGUCUACUCCAAGUGUC